Messenger RNA from Cajanus cajan (pigeon pea), 1545 nucleotides. RefSeq names its product RING-H2 finger protein ATL52. The record is from RefSeq and is a predicted model, not a curated record. Gene Ontology annotation, molecular function: transferase activity. Gene Ontology annotation, biological process: protein ubiquitination. NCBI's taxonomy places the organism in Eukaryota, Viridiplantae, Streptophyta, Magnoliopsida, Fabales, Fabaceae.
GGACGUGAACAUCUUUAAAAACAAAAUUUUGAUGUAUCCUUUGAAGUCAAAGUUUGAGACCUCACGUCAUGAUCAUCUACCUUCAACAAUUACACACUCUGAAUUGCGACGUUGAUUUGAGGUCGCUUCUCUGAAAUGGGGCUGCAUCACAGAAGGUUGAUUCCCGAAAUCUGUGCGUCAAUUUGCCAUGUGAAGGCUUCUGAGCCUUGUUCACCAGAUUGCACACUUUGCCUCAAGAUCUGCCUAACCAAACCGCCCCAAUACCCUUUUAAUUAUUUCCCUCCGCUGCAACCACCACCACUUCCUUCUUUCAACUCAGAUGUUGAUGUCUCAGAUCAAGGAACCUACCACAGAGUCUCCACCUAUUUGUUCCUCGCCCUCGCUCUUCUGACUGCUGCUUUCUUUGUUGUUUGUUGCCGUGCCAUCUAUACCAGGUUUACCUCAAGGAGGAGGAUAUCAUUAAGGCACCAAAAUCAGGACACCCCUGAUGAUGAUUUUGUUGAUCAAGAGCAUGGUGGUCCUAUGGUGGACCACCCCAUCUGGUAUAUUCGCACCCUUGGCCUUCAGCAAUCAAUUAUCAAUGCCAUCACAGUUUGUAAGUAUAAGAAAGGCGAGGGCUUGAUUGAGGGAACGGAGUGUGUUGUUUGCUUGAGUGAGUUUCAAGAGGAUGAAAACCUCAGACUUUUGCCAAAAUGUCAUCAUGCUUUUCAUUUGCCUUGUAUUGAUACCUGGCUUAGGUCUCAUACCAAUUGUCCCAUGUGCCGGGCUCCCAUUGUUAAUGACCUUGCAGCUGCUAGGAUGGAGUCUAGUUUUGUUGAGUCAAGUUCCUUGGGAAAUUCCCAUGCCCAAGUUUUGGAAAAUAGUGCUCCGGAUUCUGAUUUAUUGAAUAAUAGGGCAGAGGAAGAAGGCCAAUUAGGAGAUGAAGAUGAAGAUGGAGUGAGGGUGUGUGAAACUGAGAGCCAAGUUGAAGGGGUGGCAAGCAUUCGUCCUAGAAGAUCUGUUUCUCUGGAUUCUUAUUCUGUUGCAAAUAUCAAUUUUGCUCUUGCAAAGGUUCUAUCAGAAGAAUCUAAUGGCAACUCAAAUAGAGUGCCGAGGGCCAUGGAUGAUCCCAGUGCUUCAAAGGGGGUUACUGGAAAUGAUUUGGCGACUACUUCCAAAGGUAACGCUUCUUUUAGGUUAACAAGAUAUCUGCAGGGUGUUCCUAGUUCAAUGAAAAGGUCACAGUCCUACAACGGGAAAAACCUUUUGUCCUGGUACGGCCGCAGUCAGAAGAAGCCAAACGCUUCUCUGUCAAGCUUUUAGUAAUGUUGUUCUUCUACCUUAUGCUAACUUGCCAACUAAGAUGUAUAUGUAGCUCUCUACAAGGUGAGAGCUUCAAAAUUUAAUUUCUGCAUAAGCAGCUUAUGUGAUGCUCAAGUAUAUAAUAGCAAAACAAUAAGUUGCAAAUAAAUAUUGUUGAGUUUUGCUCAGAUAUUUCCAUAUACGAUGUCUUCACAUGAAAUUGUGAUUUCCUAGAGCCAAUAAAGUAUGUCUUUUCCUUGUUUA